UGGUGUGUGUGUGUUUUGACGAUGUCGGAGGAGCGCGCGCGUCGGUUGUCGCAGAUCUUUGACCCUCUGGCGCGGUUCACGGACCAUGCCGUUGCGGGGCAGUCAGCGAGUACCCCGAACAGCCCGCGGCUUCUGCCGAGACGGGCGAGAGAGCCGCCGCCUCCACCGCCUAGACCAAUCGCCCACGGGUCUCGCCUGGACCCUCUGGAGUACGAGCUGGCUGCAGAGCUGGGGUCAAUGAACUGGCAGGAGCGCUGUCUCGAGCUGCAGCUGGAGCUGCACCGCAGCCGGCACCAGGCCACCAGGGUACGGGACAUGCUCCGAGAUAAGCUCUCGGAGCUCGAACAUCGAGUUCUGGAGGCCGAGGGCAGAGCAGAGGAAGCGGAGGACAAGGUCCGCGCCAUGGAGCAGCGGCUGUGCGAGUGGCCAGCGGGCACUGAGGGCGCGCCCAGAGCCAUCUCGAGACUUGAGGGCCAAAUUGAAGAACAGAAGCAGCUGCGACUCCAGGACGCGAAACAAGUGGAAGCGAAAGCGGCCCGUAUCAAGGAGUGGGUAACAAACAAGCUCCGGGAACUAGAACAGCAGAACCAGCUGCUGAGGGAGCAGAAUGACCGUUGCAAUCAGCAACUUGAGCUGUUGAGGAACCACAUUGCUGCUCAGGGGACUAGGAAUUGUGCUCUGCCGUCUAUUACGCCUUCAGAGCCACACUACAGUACUCCGGUGCGGCAUAGAAGGAACCUAUCUAUCGGCACUACCAACAUAGCGAACAACGUCAACGCUGCCACUCCCGCCCUUAACACUAUGAACCGAACCAUGGAUGAACGGACCACUGCUAGCCUGCUGGCUGACGAUUUGGCGGCGGCAGUGGAAAACCUAGUGGUAUUACCGACAACUCCCAAUACAUCGACAGACGGCGACACGACCCACGAUUACGCUGAAAUAUACACGCCUAGCAGAGAACGCACUCCCGCGUGGCAGGGCACAGUGAACGUGAUAGUCCAAGGCAACAGUCGCGCCGGCUCGUCCACCGGCGACAGUUCUGUCUCCGACCAGGUGCAGAGGCCGCCGACACCGCCGCUGCACCGUUUCCCCAGCUGGGAGGCUAAGAUAUACCAGGUGGCAGACGACGGUCUCCAGCAAUCAGUGGAGGAGGAACUGAGCCUGCCGCCCUGCCCCCGACCCAUGCACGAGUCCACCAGCUACCAGGACAUCUCCGUCCCUGUAUAUGCUACUGUUAAAGGGCGCGCUAGUCAAAUCCGGUCAAUGCCGUUUACGGGUGAUUCUUCAGACGACUCCUCAGAUGGCGAAGAGAGUAUGGGCGUUACAGUGCAUAACACACCACAUCACAACCCUGUAUAUGUCGGAACAUCACAAAUGCCAAUCAACAACGUGAACGUAACGAAUCUGCUACCAGCGUCUAUACAACAAACGUCAAACCACGGAUUAGUAUUGAACAACACUGCCAAUGGCCAAUGCAGUUCAUCCGACACCAGUCUCAGUGCAAGUAGCCCGUCGAAGAGUGUGAAGACGAGUUCUAGUCUAAGUCCAGCUAAGAGGUCGAGUAGUGGAUCGCCUAGUAAACAAAGCAAGACUAGAGACACGUCAUUCGAAUCCGGUAUGUCAGAUGAUUACGCGAUACCACCGGACGCGGUAUCCUGUGACAGUAUGGCAUCUCCCUCACUGGCGUCGCUCGGCCGGGCGCCCCCUGUAACAGACUCGCCGCGAAGACACGACGCACUCGAGAAAAGCGGCCAUCUUGCAAAACUUGGCGGGAAACUGAAGACUUGGCGGAAGAGAUGGUUCGUUCUGAAAAACGGCACGCUGUCAUACUGGAAGUCGCAGUCAGAAGUAAACCGCAAGCCUCAAGGGCAGAUAGGUUUGGGUGAAGCUUGCAAGAUAUCCAGGAAUGAGGGAGCGGCGACCUUCGAGAUCUUCACUGGCAGUCGGACUUAUUAUCUGACUGCUGAUAGUAUCGCUACUAUGGAGGAUUGGAUUAGAGUUUUACAGAAUGUCCAAAGGCGGAAUGCGACGAAGCUCCUGCUAAGCAAAGAAGAUAACAAACCGACUAUCCAGGGAUGGCUGACCAAAGUUAAGAAUGGUCACGCGAAAAAGAGUUGGUGUGUGCUUAUCGGAAAAAUGUUCCUUUACUUCAAGACUCCUGGAGACCAGAAUCCAACCGGGCAGAUCAACAUGCGUGAUGCCCGCGUGGAAGACGUGGAACACGUAUCAGAUUCCGACUCAGAGGAGAAGAAUGAUGACACUCGCAACCACCUCACUGUCGCUAUCUAUCCGCAACACCAGGUAACUGGGGGCCCGACGUACCUGCUGUUCGAGAGCAAAGCGGACAAAGACUCGUGGCUGUACCACCUGACAGUGGUCAGCGGUGGCGGCCUCAGUCAGGGCACGCACUUCGAACAACUCGUGCAGAAGCUCAUGGAGACCGACGGAGACCCCAAUUGCGUGCUGUGGAGGCAUCCUACUUUACUGUAUUCCAAGGAAAAUUUAACAUCACCACUGACAUCAUUGAAUUCCGAGGCGCUACAAGCCGAAGCUUUAAAAUUAUUUAAGUGCGUACAACUAUUCAUGUCGGUGGCGGUGGAGCACGCCGGCAUUGACUACCACGUGGUCCUCGCACAGAACGCACUCCAGCAAUGUCUAGAGGUCACAGAACUGCAAGACGAACUGGUCUCCUGCCUCGCCAAACAAACCACCCCCCACACCCAUUCGAAGCAUGGCGUGCAGGUAACACCACUGACGGCCAGACGCAACGCAAAGCUAAACGUAAAAGCCGCCAAGCUUAAGAACCAACUCCUUCUGUGUGCGACACAAUCGCUGUUUACGUGCGACACCGGCGCCUCGUCCGUCGGCGGGGACAGCAAGGGCGACGCGCCACAAAACUCGGCUGGCUCGCCUAGCUCCAUACAGGCGCCUCUUCUCUCAGUGGAUUGCAAGAGCAACCCGCCCACAUAUAGUUUUGUGCAAGGAUGGCAAUUGUUGGCAUUAGCUGUCAGUCUGUUUGUACCGAGGAAUAACAGGCUGCUGUGGUACUUGAAGCUCCAUCUUAGCAGGCAUUCGGAUUCCAAAACGGAAUGCGGCAAGUACGCCGCGUACUGCGCACGUGCGUUGGAGCGUACCAUCCGCAAUGGCGGGCGGGAAGACAAGCCGUCGAGGAUGGAAGUGCUGUCCAUCCUGCUCAAGAACCCAUACCACCACUGCCUGCCACACGCUAUACCUGUGCACAUGCUCAAUAAUACUUACCAGGUGAUAAGUUUCGACGGGUCGACUACUGUGGAGGAGUUCCUAUCGACCCUCAGUACGGAGCUCGGGUGCCGGGAGACGGCGCAUUCGGGCUUCGCUCUGUUCAGUGACGAUCCCAUCGAGAAGGACUUGGAACAUCACAUCAAGCCGGAUAAAAAGCUUUGCGACGUAAUAUCUAAAUGGGAGACGGCGCUAAGAGAGAAGGGUUCCGGAAAGUUCGAGAACUCCCGAGUAAUUCGACUGACAUACAGGAAUAGAUUGUACUUUAAGAACUCCAUCAGAACGGAAACGGAUAAGGAAAGACUGCUGCUGUGCUAUCAAGUUAAUCAGCAAGUGGUAGCGGGUCGUUUCCCAGUGACCAGAGAGCUUGCAGCGGAGCUAGGAGCGCUGAUGGCCCAACUGGACAUGGGCGAUUACUCGACCACCAACACGCAACAUAACCAGCCUCUGGCACAUAGGUUCUACCCGUAUCGAUACAGAGCUGGCUUAAGUAAUGAUGAGUUACGGGACGUGGAAGAGAAACUCCGGUCAAAAUGGAUAGCGCUGAAGGGCCGGAGUACGGCGGACUGCGUGAGAAUCUACCUCAACUGCACCAGGAAGUGGCCUUUCUUCGGUGCUACGCUGUUCCAAGCUAGGAUAAAGCAACCAGACCUAUCGAUGGUGUGGCUGGCGGUGUCUGAGGAUGGUGUGACCGUACUGGAACUGGCGUCGAUGUCGGUCAUCGGUCGCUACGCGCUCAAUUCCAUCGGACUCUUUGGAGGGUUACAGGAUGAUUUGAUGAUGCUCAUCGAUGCUGAAGAUGCGACCAGUCCUGUUCAUAAGAUGCUGAUUAGUCUCAAUAAGCCCAAGAUGGCAGAGCUUACCCACUUAAUAGCGGACUACAAAAACGCGAUCUUACGCCCUGGAGGCACGGGGACGCCCCAGAUGAACUCACUCACGCGCAAUGGCAGCCACAGAUCCAUCCGGAAACCCACCUCCACCCUGCCCCACUCUAGCCCUUCCACUCUGCCACACACGCACCACCUUAGCCAAUCCCACCACACACACCACACUACAGGACACAACACUCUAAAUUCCCACGCCACAACCAUGACCCUAGGUUCAGACAGAAAUGCAACUCUCACACUUAGCUCACACACUUCCACAUUCAACCAACAGGGGGAAGCUAGAGUUCUCUCCCACGGACAACCAGAUAUACUCAAAUCCACCCCCGAUCACCACCGGAGCGAAAAGAAGAGAACCCACACACAAGACAGUGGUGUCGCGUGAUCCAGAAUGUAAAUGAGCUCAGACUCAUUAAGCUGUGCAAGGAUUGUCUCGAGUGUC
Pectinophora gossypiella (pink bollworm) is the source of this 4584-nucleotide messenger RNA. RefSeq lists its product as uncharacterized. The record is from RefSeq and is a predicted model, not a curated record. The transcript is spliced from 28 exons. NCBI's taxonomy places the organism in Eukaryota, Metazoa, Arthropoda, Insecta, Lepidoptera, Gelechiidae. The coding region runs from base 22 to 4527 and encodes 1501 amino acids. Gene Ontology annotation, cellular component: cytoskeleton.